GUCGGGCCCAGCCGGGGACCUGCCGGCGGGGAGGCGGCGGUGGGCGCGGCGCGGCCCGCCCCGCCCGCCGCUGCGGCCAGCUCGGCGACUGCCCGCCUCCGCCUGCCGGGGACGCCACUCACCGCGGCGGCGAGCCCCGGCGGCGAGGAGCGCUCGGUGGCCGCGCCAGGGCCGGGCCGCGCCGGCGGGACCGCAAAUGAAGUGCGAGAAUUGCACCAAAAAGGAAUGCAGUAAAAAACAGAAAAAUGAUGAUACGCAAAGUACGUCUGUUGAUCCAUUGAGUUCAAAUGAUGGUUUUGAAGAGAAAGAUGAGUUUCAUACAUUGGCUAAUGCUAAAACACUCCUUAGCGACUGCCUAGCUUGUGACAAUUGUAUGACAUCAGAAGAAGGAGCCAGAGUUUUCCAACAGAAUCAGAAGGAGCUCUUUCGUAUUCUUAACCUUAAUAAGAAAUGUGAUACCUCAAAACACAAAGUGUUGGUAGUGUCUAUAUGCCCUCAGUCAUUGCCUUAUUUUGCUGCUAAAUUCAAUCUCUCUGUGAAUGAUGCAGCCAAGAGACUCUGUGGUUUCCUCAAAAGUCUCGGGGUGCAUUAUGUAUUUGACACCACUAUAGCUGCUGACUUCAGUAUCCUGGAGAGCCAGAGGGAAUUUGUGCAGCGGUAUCAACGGAGGAACCAGGAGGAGCAUGCCUUACCAAUGUUUGCCUCUGCUUGCCCUGGUUGGAUCCGGUAUGCUGAAAGGGUACUUACCAAUCUUGUGACCUCUCACAUUUGCACUGCAAAGUCUCCACAGCAGAUCAUGGGCUCCCUGGUGAAAGGCUACUUUGCCAGGCAGCAGAACUUGUCUCCUGAUAAAAUCUUCCAUGUAAUUGUGGCGCCUUGUUAUGACAAAAAACUGGAAGCCUUGCGGGAAGACUUCUACACUGCCUUGUAUAAUUCGCAAGAAGUUGAUUGUGUUCUGACAUCAGGUGAAAUUGUCCAAAUAAUGGAACAGAAAAAUGUGUCUAUGAAAGAUGUGACUGAAGUAGCUGUAGAUAGUUUGUUUGAUGAAAUAAAGGAGGGAGAUGUAGUAAGGCAUGACGGGAAGAGAUCCGAUGGUUACUUGGAGCACAUCUUUAAACAUGCUGCGAAGGAGCUUUUUGGUGUGGAUGUCAAAGAAAUCACCUACAAAGCAUUAAAGAACAAGGACUUUCAAGAAGUUACUCUUGAAAAGGAUGGUGAGACAGUGCUGCGUUUUGCAGCAGCGUAUGGCUUUAGAAAUAUCCAAAACAUGGUUCUGAAGUUGAAAAAAGGAAAGUUUUUGUACCAUUUUGUAGAAGUCCUUGCCUGCCCAGGAGGGUGCCUAAAUGGAAAAGGUCAGGCACAAACUGAAGAUGGAAAACCGGACAAAGCACUGCUUAACCAGAUGGAAGAAGUGUAUGCUGCAAUACCUGUUAGACUUCCAGAAACCAACAUGCACGUACAACAGAUGUACCAGGACUGGCUGGAAGGCAUGGACUCUAAGAAGGUCCAGGAAACUUUGCACACCAAAUACAGCGCAGUAAAUCAAACAGCAAGCAAUCUGGAUAUCAAAUGGUAAUAAAUCAAACUUGCAAAAGAUUUGCUUAGGUUAGUUACAGAUUCAGCACUGGAAACAUUCUAUGCAAUCGCAGAUGCUAUGCACUAGCCGAGUGUACGAAUGAGACGCUUCCUAAUCGUGGAUUAUUACUUGUGAAGAACCAUUGCUUUUUGAAAACAGAAAGAGAAGUCUCCGAAAGCCCUGGUUCCUGCCAUUGUCCUUUAACUUUUACUGUGUGUAAUCUCCUGUGUAUAAUGGAUUUCUUUAUUCAAAAAUGUGAUCUUGCAAGGUACAUAAGCACUUUCUGCCAGGUGCAGGGGGUGUAUUUCCUGAUGAAGCUACUCCCUACAAAGCUACAAAAUGGGCUUCCCCAAGAAGGCGAGAUUAUUUUACUCCUACUCCUAGAUAUGCAAACCCUUUCAUCGUAGGAAAACAGUCAUGAUGAAUUUCAAUGUUGUUGCAGUUGUUUUGAAGUAACUUGAGAUUGAUUUGCCUCGUUAACAAAAAAAACCCUUUACAGGCACGAGUGUAUAUAUGGAAAAGUGUAAUGAAUUUAAGUAUGCCUUCUAUCCAGAUUUUAACAAAAACUAUUCGGUUCCAAACUAGAGCUACUGUUCCUUACUGAUGCAGUAUUUUGUAAGGAACAGGAUGCUUCAUAUAAACUGAUCUUGGGAAACUAAUGCUAAAUGGUUAUAAUGCAAUCUGUCAUUAAAAAUAGUUCCAAAUACGUUGGCUGAUACAAAAAGAGAACUUUUCUUUCCUUGUAAGUUUUCUUAGAAACUUGCAGCUAGGAAGAGUGGUGCUGCUUUCUGUGUCUGGCUUUAUGAGAGUGAAACAUGCACGUGCACUGUCAGGUGAGCACAUGCAUGCUACAACUUUGCUAGAUUUGCCGAGCCAGACUUAACAGCACUUUAGUAGUUCGGUACACAGAAUAACAGAUUGGGGUUUUUUUUAAUUUAUCUCCUCGUUGACAGACUUCUGUAAAAAUAACUUUCAUGGAGUGCCUCUGAAAAAAAUACUUAGCAAUGCUUCUGAGCCCAUCAGAGUUACUAUGUAUUGGCAUCAUGAAUUUGAUGCACUUAUUUUUAAAUAUGCUUUAGAGGUUUCAUUUAACAGACAUCUUAAAGCUUGCAUGCAAAUACCACUUUUCUGCAACUUCAUGAGUUGUCAGAGGGUUAUUCAAGAAUGUGAUGGACACAAAAAAAAAAUCAAACUACUGCCAAACUUCAGAUUUUCUUAGUAGCAUCAAAUUUGUUCACGAUUAGUGGCUGUUUGAAGGUAGCAAAGUUUAAGGUUUCCUUUUCCAGUCUGAAAGAGUGGAUGGGCUUUUUUAAUUAUUUCAGGCAGUGUUUGAAUGAAUCUCCUUGUAUUAUUACAGCUGCUUGUGUGAGUAAGAUCUAAUACUGCGAAAACCUGUGUAUGUUUGAAAUCUGCGUUUAACUUGAACACAGUGGAUGGGAUAAAGGCAUCGGUGAAAGCAAUGCAAGUUCUUGCAUUGGCUGAACAACAGAGGCUCAAAUGGAGAGAGACAGCGUUAAAUAUGUUACCCUGAUGACAAGAGAUAGUUCUCUUCAUGGGAAGCUGUUAAUAGAAUUGCAGCUUUCAGUUGGACCUCCACCUAAAUAACAAAACACUUUCACUUUGAGGGAUGUUUUCUUUCAAGUGCAAAUGAAUUUGAUUACUGUGCUACCUGAAUGCACACAGCGAGAUUAUACCCACCAAUUAGCCUUUGUAAGUCGUUCCUUGUUGUAAUAAAAACAUACUUACUUGGUGCAAUAUCAGAACAUCUACAGAAAUCUACCUCUGUACAGGAAGGGAGUCCAGAAAUCGUGGGAAGACGUAUGUAUAGCUGAAACUAAUAAAUGUCUGCUAAAGAAAGAUGGUGGUGUUGCAUGAAAUUACUUCUAGAAGCAACAUCCAGCUCCUUUAGUCUGAUUUUUUUCUUCAUCUGUCAUGAUCUUCUCCAAAAACUUCAGCAGAAUUACCUUGUAAUAAAGUGGUCUUGUUCUGUUUGUAUAGACGUAUGUUUCUAUGUAUAUAUGGUUUAUAGUUUGAUGGCAUGUUUAAAUUAUAUUGCUUCAGUCCUUUGUAUAGUACGCUUAUUUUUUUAUGUGCAUAUACUAGAUGAAAUGGUACAAGAAGAGUUGUUUGCUUUUCUGAUGAAAUCUUCACUAAACUACACAAGAGCUGCCUUGCUAUUCUGAAAUGAUACCCUUGAACUGUUUGUAUGACUUGAAAAAUACUCAUCUUGUGUAGGUGGCAUUGCUGUACAUGUUCUCUUUUGCCGUUAUGCUUGCCUGGUCACUGGAGAGCCUCACUCUUCCCGUGCCGGUGGGAACCCUGGGAACAGGCCAGUAGAUGAAAUAAAUCUGUCUACAAUACACUGCGGUGCGCUCCCACUACAAGGGACAUGGGUGACUCAGUGCAUAAAAUAAACUUUUUUUUUCAGUUGAACCCACCAUUUCUUCUAUCUACUAAAGUGUUUUAACCUAUAUUGAGAUAGUAGGAAUGUAAAAAAUCUAUUAGAGUAUUUGUCUACUGCAGUAGUCUUUUUUUAAAGACAAGGCAGGCAUCUAACUGGGCAGUUUUUAGCAGCUUAGGUGGAAUGUAUGUAUUAUAACUAGUGACUUACAGUGACUGAUGCUUGUCUUUUUUUGGUCAGUUUUUGUUUUAUGAGACUUUUUGGAGUAAAACUGAUUUUAAGUUUUUAAAGCCCUUUUUUUUAAAGUGCCAGCUUAGUGAAAAAAAAAAAAAAAAAGUUUUUUUUUCCCUUAACUGUAAUAAGUCUUUCCCCCUCUACCUUCUUUCACUAAAAUUUUAACAUAUAUCAGAAAACCCUGUUGCAACUUCAUAUAUAGUGAAAUACUUGCUUAAGAUUUGAUUCUGGCUAUCAAAUCUGCAGUUGGGAAGUCUGUCAUUGUAGACAAUGUGUGUUUCUAGCCACACUUUCUGAAACUACAGCAUUGUUUAGUUCCCUGAUAGGAUUUUGGCAACGAAUAAUUUUCACUGCUACUGCCUUUUCAGCAGUGGGAAAGUUCCUUGUGUGGUCACAGCCAUAGUGCUUUACUUCUCUGUUGAAUAUUGUGCCGAGACAAUCUUGUCUCUAGAUGAUUUUUAGAAAAGACUAAAUUGGAGGGAUUGCAGGAAAGUAAUUGGAAGCGUUAAAUUAAUUUGGAAAUGGCCUUAGGGUAUUAUUGGCUUGAGCACGUCAAGUGCUUGAUGCCUUGGGUUCCAGUACUUUAUUCUGAGGCUGCUACAACAAGGGAUACGUGUUGUGAAGUAUUUUUGCUAUGCCUUCUCCAGUAAGUUUGCCUCAGCCACAGCACCUUGUGUUUGUCCACUAUAGUUAAUGAACAUGGGCAGACAUGGGCUAUGCCAUCACUUAGAAUAAUGGAUAUAUCUGUAUGCCGCAGUCUCAACUGGAUUAUAUUUGGACAAUGUUCAGUUACCAAAAUUUUGGUGCUUUGUAUUCAAAUGGAGCAUGACCAUGAAUUGUCCUAAAUAAAUCUUGAUACUGAAUUA
Molecule: messenger RNA, 5077 nt
Organism: Chroicocephalus ridibundus (black-headed gull)
Lineage: Eukaryota; Metazoa; Chordata; Aves; Charadriiformes; Laridae
Gene: NARF
Product: nuclear prelamin A recognition factor
Exons: 12
Coding region: 197-1576 (459 amino acids)
Cellular component (GO): lamin filament
Molecular function (GO): lamin binding
Source: RefSeq, a predicted model, not a curated record